UGGGAGCUGUAGUCCCCACACUGCGGCCACCGCCUGCUCCAGCCAUGCAAGCGCCCGCGGCGGCGGAGCGCAACAAGGGCCCGAUCCUGGCCGUGCUGCGGGAGUACGCGGGCUCCGGCGCCCACGCGGGACCCGGCGCCGUACGGGUGCUGGAGGUGGGAGCAGGCGCGGGGCUGCACGCCGCGCACUUCGCCCGGGCGCUGCCGCAGACCCUCUGGCAGCCCUCCGACAUCGACCCCCAGGCGCUGCGCAGCAUUGCUGCCUACGCAGAAGCCACGCAGGUGCCCAACAUGCUGCCCCCCAUCCUGCUGGACGUCUCGCAGGGCUGGGAGACAUGGGGGGGCACCCAACCCGCCACCCUCGACCUCCUCGUCAGCAUCAACAUGAUGCACAUCGCGGAGCUGCGGUGCACCGAGGGCCUGUUCAAGGGUGCUGGGGUGCUGCUGAAGCCCGGUGGCGUGCUCUUCACCUAUGGGCUCCAGCUUCGUGUCCCGGCAGCCCUACGCCGUGGACGGCCAGAUCAGCCCCCAGAGCAACGUGGACUUCGACCGCAGCCUGAGACAGCGCAACCCUGCCUGGGGCCUUCGGGACACGGCGCUGCUGCAGCAGCUGGCCGAGGCCAACGGGCUGCACCUGGAGAGGAUGGUGGACAUGCCAGCCAACAACAAGAGUCUUAUCUUCCGCAAGCAGUAACCUGCCCCAGCAGCACCUCCCAUCAUCAGCCAGCACCACCCAUCAUCAACCAGCACCGCCCGGCAUCAACCAGCACCGCUCAGCAUCAACCAGCACCCCCCAGCAUCAACCAGCAUCUCCCAGCAUCAACCAGCACCCCCCGGCAUCAAACAGCAUCUCCCAGCAUCAACCAGCACAGCUGCCCCCCCUUCACUGAUGCCUCCUUGAGGGGUCACACUGUCCUCAUCCCAGUGCCAGCCAGGGCUGGGGACAGCAGCGAUGGGACAGUGCUCCACUCACCCCACCUGGGGCUGGGCUGGGCUGGUGGGCUGGUGUGUGGGGGUCUGUCUCCACUGGCCCCUUUGGGGCUCCCUUUGCAAUGGGGUGCCCCAACCUGGCCCAGGGAAGCUGCUGCAGCUGCUACAGGGGGCACAGGCAGGGGGGACAGCACGCCUGGGCAGGGGAGAGACUUCUUGCUUGGUGCCAGUUUCUCCAGAGGAUGCUGUGGUGAUGGCUGAGGGACCCAUCCCUCUUCCCCCUGCCCCCGAACUGUGCUGCUGCUCCCCCCAAUAAACUUUGGGACUUUGCCCCCCGA
Messenger RNA from Falco peregrinus (peregrine falcon), 1267 nucleotides. It is a transcript of the gene METTL26, whose product is annotated as methyltransferase like 26. The transcript is spliced from 6 exons. The record is from RefSeq and is a predicted model, not a curated record. NCBI's taxonomy places the organism in Eukaryota, Metazoa, Chordata, Aves, Falconiformes, Falconidae. The coding region runs from base 45 to 1190 and encodes 381 amino acids.